This is a messenger RNA of Microbotryum saponariae, 2354 nucleotides long. NCBI's taxonomy places the organism in Eukaryota, Fungi, Basidiomycota, Microbotryomycetes, Microbotryales, Microbotryaceae. The record is from the annotation of a GenBank genome assembly.
AUGCCGUGGGUGCUGAGAGGCCGAACUUGGAGUGGCGAAACUCCCAUUCGUGACACGUCGGCGGCGUCGCCUGCGGCCCGCGACUUGAGGGAGCAAGUCAUCAUCGCCUUCUUCGGGCGUCACAAUCUUUUGAACGUGCAAGCCGGAGGAAUUUAUGCAUCCUACGCGCCCAAUCCCUCCGACAUCGACUUUCUCAAGAGCCCUACCUCGCGUUUCUUCCAGAACUUUGCCCAAUGGUCCAAACCCGUCCCUCGAGCAAUGAUUGAACAGCUCAAGCACUGGAAGGACUACAUCGCCGACCUCGUCGCCAGUAAUCCGCAGUCAACGCGCUCGGCCGUGCUUCCCCUGCCCGCCAAGACGCUCAACACGAUAUUCGGGCAAGCCGUUCCUAGCCAAAUCGGGGGUCUUGUGCCCAUGGUACAUGUCGGUCUCGACAUUACCCUCGAGGCUUACCUUGAUGGAAGCCCAUUCUGGUCGGGCCACUCUCAAGCAGGGCACAUCGCUCGCAUCUUUACCCAGCAACAUGCGGCCUACGAACUCGGCCGAGACGACUUUGAGCUCGACGUAUCCGCUAUGCCAUUUGUCGAUGUGUUCCCGUGGCCGUGCAAAGCGGACCUGGACCUGGGACUGGCUCAGCUCAUGAAUUACCUUGGUAUUGUCGUCCUCCCCAUCCUCGUCAUUGCUCCUUCGCACUUGUCGUUCUCCUGCGCCAUGGCAAAUUGGCUUCACCCGUUCGGAAUCGGUUUGGAUACGGAGAUCUUCUCGCAUGUGGGCAAGGUGAACUGUCGAUAUCUCCUUGACAAUGACUACCUUGAGGACGAGACCCAGCUCGAGCCACCCCGCGAUCGGGAGGUUCUCGUCAUAGACCACGUACAUCCGGGCUACGACAAGUACGGCACUCAGCCGCAAGAGCUUCGCCGUGUCUUUGACAUCUGCCACACCAUCACGUGGUUCGUUGCCGGUGUUGUUGUGGAAAAGUCCCAUCUACUCGCCCAGGGUCGUCCCGACGGCCGAGCCGAUCGCGCAGCCGUCAUCGACGAGGUCAUGAAAACCCUCGACUUGUCCUCCCGCUUCAGCGACCUCGAGCAGAAAUGUGACGCGUGGGUUGCCGAAUAUCAACUGUGGGUGGUCGAACAUCGCGCGCAGUAUCGUCCUCGCAUGGGAACGGCGGUGGCAAGCGGGGUGCGCAAAGCCGGUGCACGGCGACGCGUAUCGAACAUCGAGCUCGCGUGGGGCGAUGUCGGCAGUGCGGAGCGUCAGCGUCAGCUCGUACGCGUCUGGAAGCUGCAGAACCCAGAAUAUUUCCUGUGCUUGGAGCGGCCGGUCACAUGGGAAAAGUGGGAGCAGUGGGGUGGAGGCGUUGCCAAAGGGAAUUCGUAUUUCGCGACCGCGCUCGCGCAGGCUGGUCGACAGCUCCUGGUCGCCCAAGGACGACAUCCUUUGCGCAGCGUCUUGCUCGGUGAGUUGCUCAUCCCGGCCCUUGGCAUCCGCACAUUCCCCUGCUUUCAACCUGCGUAGACACCCUCGCUGGCUUGCAACCUCCAACGGUUCGCUGACAGGUGGCUUUCGACUUCUUGGUAUGUGCCAUAGCGUUCACCCCCGACGAGAUGUGGAUGGCCGAUCCCGUCGCUGUGCAACGGGCCUUGUCCACAUGGUCCCACAACGCACUCGCCCACCGUGUCGCCGACCGUGACUUUCCCGCUGAUCAUUGGUCCAGCAAGAAGCAGCGCGCACGCACGCUCAAGAAGGGAACCAUCUUUCUGGACAGGCUGGAGGGAGAGGUAGCAGAGUUCAACUUCUCGAACCGAAAGUGCGAAAUCCUGCUCCGCCGCCACGACACCGAGGUUGACAAUGACUUUACCUUCCGUCUUCGGCUCUCACCGAGCUUUGCCCCCCGCGCCGAAGGCGAGCGCCGCAUCUUGCACUUCCUUCCCGGAGGUGUCGGACUCGAGGACGAGAACGGGAAUUUCCUACAACGUGAUGGUUUCACCCCCGAAGAAGGCAUCUUUCGUGCUCGAGACGCAGUGCUGGGGCAUCGUGGGGACAUCUUUGCUCGCAUCUUCGCUGCCGAACGGGCGGCUCUGGCCCCUGCCGCGCCUGCCCGCACGGCCACCACCACCUCGACGAGUACGAACACGCUUGCUGCUACGGCCACGGCGAUGCAACUCCUGAUGCCCCCGACGGGAGAGCCGCCGGUCACGUCUACCACCCGUAAACAGAAGCGCACCGAGGCGAGGGAACAGAACAUCUCCCCCGGAGACGGGGUCUGGCUGCUAAAACAAUGGGUCGACUGGAGGUGUGGGUUUGAGAAGCCGAUCACAUUCAACACGCUCAAUCCCCGCGACGGCCUGUAA